AUAAACAACUACAGAAGGGUAAUUGUUUCUGUAAAGCUGUUGUACCACCCUUUUAAACAACUAUCAGCAAAUGAAUAACGGCCUGAAAGGCUGUUUACCGAAAGGCCUGUAUGUUUUUGUGGUGUACUUUAUCACGCACAACCAACUGUGCUGGCCAGUAAAAGCAAGCUACAAUAUGGAAAUCAAUGGUCAUCCAAGUGCAGGGUCAGCCUAUCUCACACCAGAUAGUGGUGCACCAUCAGUGGGAGGAGAGAUCAGCAAGUCCACACAAAAUCUCAUCACUGCAAUGGAAGAGAUUCCUGCUGACUGGGAACGUGCCUCUCUGAGACCUAGCAGUCAAGCAAGCAGUAUCUUCAAGCAAAGUCCACAGAUUGGCAGCAUUUACACCACUACAGGGGGUUACGCUAACAGCAACCUGGUAGCUGAUGAGGAAUCACAAGAAUUUGAUGACUUGAUAUUUGCAUUAAAAACUGGUGCUGGCCUUAAUGCCAGUGAUAAUGAAUCCUAUCACGGCAGCCAAGAUGGUGGAAGCAUUGCUAAUUCACAAAUUGUGGAGCUCAGAAGAAUACCAAUAGCAGAUACGCACCUCUAAUGUUCUUAUAUGCUUUUUAAAUCAAAUUUGUCCAAAUUUUUAUACUUUACUGACAUAUUCUUUUGCACUAAAAUUUUGCAUUUAAAAUGUAGAACAGUGUUAAACGUUUCAAUUUGUACUACAUUUUUGUAAUGUUCAACUGAUUGUGAUCUUAUCAUUCAAUCAAAUCUAUUUUGAAAAUAAAAUCCUGUAGUUUUUUUGACAUAGUCAUAGAGAAGUAAAUGUGACUAAUUUGGAUGUACAGUUCAUAUAGAAUUUAGAACAAACCCUGAAAUAAACACAAGCAGCAGAUUACUUGUAUGAAACAUCUACAUCUUUCUGUAGAAGUAACAAAUAAAUUGUGUUUUACGUUCUUUUCUGGUAGCAAAAA
Rhincodon typus (whale shark) is the source of this 962-nucleotide messenger RNA. Its product is annotated as adhesion G-protein coupled receptor V1-like. The record is from RefSeq and is a predicted model, not a curated record. Gene Ontology annotation, cellular component: membrane. NCBI's taxonomy places the organism in Eukaryota, Metazoa, Chordata, Chondrichthyes, Orectolobiformes, Rhincodontidae. Bases 71 to 592 code for a protein of 173 amino acids. Gene Ontology annotation, molecular function: G protein-coupled receptor activity. Gene Ontology annotation, biological process: negative regulation of adenylate cyclase activity. The transcript has 4 exons.